Capronia epimyces CBS 606.96 is the source of this 822-nucleotide messenger RNA. RefSeq lists its product as uncharacterized. The transcript has a single exon. The coding region runs from base 1 to 822 and encodes 273 amino acids. Gene Ontology annotation, molecular function: acid phosphatase activity. The record is from RefSeq and is a predicted model, not a curated record. Lineage: Eukaryota; Fungi; Ascomycota; Eurotiomycetes; Chaetothyriales; Herpotrichiellaceae.
AUGCCGAAAUCAAAAUCAAAGUCCCAAUCUCAAUCUCAAUCUCAACAGACCACAUCUCUCUCCACGAGGACAACGCCUCUUCCUUCGACCUUCCGCGACCGUCUGCCCUUACCAAAGCUGCUCGUAUUCGACCUCGACUACACGCUAUGGCCGUUCUGGGUGGAUACGCACGUGUCGGCGCCGUUGAAACCCGCCGCCCCGCCGGGCCAACACAACACGCGCAUGCUGGACCGGUCCGGCGAAACCUUUGCCUUUUACGACGACGUGCCGGGGAUCCUGGCUGCCGCAAAGAAGCGUGGCGUCGCCAUGUCGCUGGCUAGCCGUACCCACGCCCCGGAUCUUGCCCGCGACAUGUUGCGCGGCCUGCACGUGCCUGGGAGCCGCGGCACGAGUUCUGAUGAUGAAGAAGAAGACGAAGAAAAAGAGGGAGGAGAUAAAGGGAAGGGCAGUGGUGCUGCUGCUGCUACUACUGGCCCUCCUAUUACGCUAGGCACCACAAACCCAACCUCGCUCCGCGCCGUGGAUUUCUUCGUCCACCCACAGAUCUACCCCGGCAGCAAGACCACGCAUUUCCGCCGCAUCCAGGCUGCCAUGCAAAAGGCCGGCACGCCCGUCGCCUAUGAGGACAUGCUGUUCUUCGACGAUGAGGGCCGGAACCGCAACGUCGAGACCGAGCUCGGCGUCACCUUCUGGCUAGUCCGCGACGGCGUCACGAGCGAUGAGGUGGACAAGGGGGUCUGGGAAUGGCGGCGACGCCAAGGUAUAUCGAAAAGGGGGUUGUCCACCUCGGACGGAGAGGGCGUUGCCGAGUUGGAGGCAUGA